UCAUUGAUCUAUUUAUUGUGUAAACAGAGCAAUUAUCAGUUCGGUAUACUUUGAAGGGAUCGGUGUAUACAUAAAAGAUUAUGCAGAACUCAAGGUAGUGACGUUAUAACCAGUCGACAUGUUUUAAUGAGUGUUCAAUUCCAAAUGAAAUCAAAAUCUGACAUGCGCUUCAGGAUCUGAAAGAUGUGACAGCCUGACGGUGGUCAUUCGAUCGGUUACGUCGACAGUCCACUAGACGAAUCAAGAAGUAGAUGGACAGAAACAAUUCUCCCAUAAGAACUGCUGUACAUAACUGUAAAUAACUUGAACAUUCAACAGUGUAUCAAUUCGUGUGGGAAAAUCAUGAAACUCAUCGACAAAGGAAUAUCUCCUUUCUGUGAAAAUUGUGAAGCUGAGCGAGACACGUAUGAAGACAACAUAUGUGUUAAUGUAGGUCUGGUUGAAGUGUGUUCAGAAAGCUUUCCUGGACCAUUUUGUAAAUGCAUCAUCAUACCAAAGCAUCACACCAUAACAAUGUAUAUGAGAAGUGGAAGUUUACUCCACACAUUCUCAACCUCUACAUUCAUUGGAGUGUUACAGGAAGUCUGCAUGCCAGAGAGUAGCCCUGGGACCAGGUGAUGGCCACUCUGCCUUUACGACACGGUUGCGACGACCACUGGACGUGGAAUCGGCGAGACCGCAGUCAUGAAGUGCGGUUGUAUGGUCCUGAACUCCGGGUAGCUCACUUCCACCCCGACUGGAGCUGUGGUACAGCAGGUGUAAGGGGAACAAGAGUCCUAAACAAUGGUCGUUAUUAUUGGGAGCUCUGUAUCUCGCAGCGUAUUUUUGGCACAAGCAUGAUGUUCGGUAUAGGUACCAGACGUGCACGGCUGCAUGUCGAUCUGUUCAGAAACCUCCUGGGCGAGGAUGAACACGGUUGGGGAUUGUCACAUAAAGGUCUGCUGUGGCACAGCGGUCGAUGGACACAUUACACAAAACCAUUCCGAGAAAAUGAAGCGACAACCGUUGGUGUUCUGUUUGAUGGCAUUGCAGGUACUCUAACAUAUUACAAAGAUGGUACCUGUCUUGGAGUUGCCUUUAAAGGACUAAAUGAGGUGCGUGAACCGCUGUAUCCCAUAAUAUGUUCUACAGCAGCCAAGACAGAGAUGACACUUGCUCUCAUGAAGCGAGACUUUGUGAAUCUCCAGGACAGGUGUCGUGCAGUGAUCCUUAAACAAGUGAGAUCUCAAUCGCAGCUUGAUAAACUGGCUCUACCACAACGUAUUAAAGCAUACCUGAGUGAACCGCUGGCAGACACUAUACAACCAUUUCAACCAGUUAACACAUAUGUAAAUUCAGUGUGACAAAUGAAAGUCUGCUCCACAUUUCAUGUUAGCCACUCAAUUUUUAUCACAUGGCAGUAAAUAUUAGUGUUUAAAGUGGGUUACAAAACAAAAGACUAUGGUGUAACAUUAUCUAGUAGAAACAUCUCAAGACAAGAGCAGAAUGCAUUACAAUGUCCUUACUAAGAGAGGUAAAAAUUAAUUAUGAUACAAUAGACAGAAACAGUUAAUUAGUGAGUAGUGAGAAUCUGGCGAUUUAUAAAAGUCACAUGGUAUAGUUUGUUUCGAAACCUCGAUCAAAGCCUCGGA
This is a messenger RNA of Zootermopsis nevadensis, 1631 nucleotides long. RefSeq names its product SPRY domain-containing SOCS box protein SP555 (gene SP555). NCBI's taxonomy places the organism in Eukaryota, Metazoa, Arthropoda, Insecta, Blattodea, Termopsidae. Gene Ontology annotation, molecular function: protein binding. The record is from RefSeq and is a predicted model, not a curated record. Gene Ontology annotation, cellular component: SCF ubiquitin ligase complex. Gene Ontology annotation, biological process: proteasome-mediated ubiquitin-dependent protein catabolic process; intracellular signal transduction.